This is a messenger RNA of Periconia digitata, 2077 nucleotides long. Lineage: Eukaryota; Fungi; Ascomycota; Dothideomycetes; Pleosporales; Periconiaceae. The record is from the annotation of a GenBank genome assembly.
AUGCGUCGCCAAAUCCAACCUCCUUCACAUCUCAAGGUCGCUCCAGGCUUGUAUGGUCCUCCUCGCAUCGAAGUCAACAACGUUCCCGUCGGAUCCAAUCAAUACGCUGCUCCUGCUGGUGGCUUGAGCUCGGGAAUCGCUUCUGGAGACAAGUUUAUUCCCGCAAUCCCCGCUAUUCCAGGCUUCAGAACCAGUGCUGCCUUCUUCACUUCUCUAUCCGCAAACCUUCAAAUCGAUCCCGAUUGCCCUUCACCACUCCACACCCCACUCACCUUCCGGACCCCCAACAACGCUUUCCUGCCACCUCCAUCACCCCUCGCCUUCUCCACCAUCGCACCACACAUUCCCUACCCACCUCAAUCGCUUUCCUCGGAAGCAGAACCCACCAUGUCUGCCCCGUCAUUGUCCAACACUGCGAGCGCACCUUCCUCAUCUGCGCCCGCCGAUGCCCUCCCUGAACUUACGACUUACCCCUCGACCACACAGGAAGAACGCAUUGCCGCCCUUCGCCUCGUGGCAGACUCUGUAGCUCAACAGCGCCAAGUUGCCAGCAAGAUGCUCAUCUACCACCCACUCAAUAUCGCAGCUUUCAUCCUACUCCUUGGCGUCCUUACCAAACUCAUCUACACAUCGCAAGACGCCAUCUAUCUGCUCUUCACCACGCUCGGUGGCGCUACUUUCUCGUGCCUUAUCGCCGUUCGCUGGGCUACAUCGCGGUAUAUCCAGCACGCCGAGACCAUCAACUGGGACUGGCUCGGCGACGAUCGCGUUCUGGUUGUGAAAUGGGGUCAGGAAAUCAUUGGAUCGUUGGUUCUAGGGUGGGCGGAUGCCGAGGCAGGCAAGAAAAAGGGCCACGCGAAGAGAAAGCGUGGAAAAGCCGUUGUCCGCGCUUGGACUGUGCGGGGAAAGUACCGAGGGAAGGGCAUUGGAGAGAGCUUGUUGGAGGAAGCGGUAAAGGUUGCUGGAGAGCGAGGUGCAGACGGGAUUGUGUUUGCUGAGGACCAUGCGAAUUCUAAACGCGUUCUCCCCGCCGUCUACAACUCUUUCCUAGACAAGCAAGAAGCCCGCGCUGAAAAGGCCCUUGAGAAGGUUGCCGACGAGAAGGGCAACUUCCGCCAAAGGCGCUCGUCGCCCACUUGGGGAAGCCGAUGAACAUCUCCCUCUUCAUUGUCUCUUUUUCACUCCAAAGACUCAAUAGACUACACUCGAACUCUUUCUGCCAUUCUCAAUUGGGUAUGGAUGUCACAGGCCUGGAUCUAUCAUCCCUUCGUUUUUCACCAUAUAUAUUUUUGAUCUCGCUUUUUAAUGGCUGGCUUUGCUGGGGAAGGUAUCUAUUGGCUCUUAUUCCUUACAUGGCAGCAUCGCGGUUUACAAAGAUGAUACCCUCACUCUUGUCCUGUUUUAUUCCUAUUUAUAUAUACCUUCGCUUUACAAGCCUCAAUCGUUGGUUACGCAUUGAGAAUAAUCAACGUUUUUGAGCCAUUACUGAUUUCUUAUCUUAUACUUGUGAUGUGCUAUUUUGAGUCCCGUGAAUACUUCGACAACCCGCCAUCCAAGUGUUUACUUGACUGGCUCUGCUGUAGUCCAUCCUUCCAAGAAACAAGAUGCUUAUCAACUACAAACCAAGGUAGAGAUAUUCCUUCUGCCUGAUUUGGAUCGAUUCCAAAUGAGAACCAUCAGGCUCUCCGCGAGCGACCUUACCCAGGUAACCAUUUCUCGCCCAAGAUGACAAAAACCUGCUGGCGUUCCCCAAAAUCGGUUGAAAUACGAGCCUGGCUCCAAUCAUAUACCCAGCUGUGUAGGCAAAAAAAGCAGGCAAUCAAUCAAUCAAUUAAUCACACCUUAUCGCGUCAUGCAUGCAUGUGUGCGUGCACGAGCAUGCAGUCGCGUUUACACCGCACUGCAUUUGCACCGCCAUAUAAUCAAAACACCUUCACAAAUAAGCAGCACGUCUCUGAAAAGAAAAAGGGUUGUACAUUCCUACCCCUCCUUCUGUUCAACAAGCUUUCCAUGGCCUAGAAUGGUGACUUCGAUUCACACCGCUCCACAUAGCACAACUCACGCCAACAAGAAAUAU